Oryza sativa Japonica Group (Japanese rice) is the source of this 591-nucleotide messenger RNA. RefSeq names its product BTB/POZ and MATH domain-containing protein 2. Gene Ontology annotation, biological process: protein ubiquitination. NCBI's taxonomy places the organism in Eukaryota, Viridiplantae, Streptophyta, Magnoliopsida, Poales, Poaceae. The record is from RefSeq and is a predicted model, not a curated record. Gene Ontology annotation, molecular function: protein binding.
AUGGGCGCCUGCGCCUCAGCUUCGCGGCCGCCGCCGUCGCCGCGCCACGGCUGCUCUCCGCCGACGCCGACGAUGACAUGGACGGCGUCGACGUGCACGACGCCGAUAGCGCAGGGCGCGCACGCGUUCACCGUCUACCAGCACGGCCUCGUCAAGAGGACCACCGCCGCCGGCGAGUUCGUCCGGUCGGGAACCUUCGCCGUCGGCGGCUACGACUGGGCCGUCAGGUACUACCCCAACGGCGACAGCGCCGCCGAGGCGGCGUGCCGCCAGCCGUCGGUGGUCCUCGAGCUCAUGACCGCCGACGCCGCGGCGUCCGUGGUCUACGAGCUCAAGGCCGUCGACCAGGUCACCGGCGAGCGCCUCGUCCUCCGCGAGGACAAGACGGCGGCGUUCGACACCAGGAACGGCCAGUUCAGCUGCUCCGGCGUGCAGUUCGUCGAGACGCCGGCGUUCCUCGCCGGCGACUUCCUCUCGAUCGAGUGUAUAGUCACGAUCUUCGGCGAGCCACGCGUCUCAAAGACGAACAAGAUGCCACAGCCGCCGCCGCCGCCGCCGCCGCCGCCGGCGGAGACAAGCGAUGUCUCAUAG